Molecule: messenger RNA, 1326 nt
Organism: Glarea lozoyensis ATCC 20868
Lineage: Eukaryota; Fungi; Ascomycota; Leotiomycetes; Helotiales; Helotiaceae
Product: Homeo
Exons: 3
Coding region: 1-1326 (441 amino acids)
Biological process (GO): regulation of transcription by RNA polymerase II
Molecular function (GO): RNA polymerase II cis-regulatory region sequence-specific DNA binding; DNA-binding transcription factor activity, RNA polymerase II-specific
Source: RefSeq, a predicted model, not a curated record
AUGUCGACUAACGAGCAACGCCCAGAUAAUAAAGAACGUGUUGGAUAUUCGACUUCAUUGUCGACCGAGACGACAAGCACUUCGUCUUCUGUAAUGGGAGAGCUGCCGCCUUCUAGAGCCGCAUCUCGAUCAAUUCCACCGUCGCCAUACGGUAACAUGUCGGUCCUUACUUUACAACAACACAACCCUCAACACUAUGGUCGGCAAACUUCCCCACAUGGCUUGUGGAAUUUCCAGCAAGAGAGUAAUUACCAUCAUGAAACAACGCAACCUCGGCUUCCAACCAUUGCAACCGCUAUUGGUCUUGAAUACUUGAACCCCCGACCUGAACCGAGACCGGAUGUCAGAACAACCUAUUCUCCUGUAGUAGAGAAUCAACCUUAUCCGGCAUAUAUACCUUCUCCAAACACACGCAAACGAGCCAGACCUUAUUGCGACCAAGAGAUCGAAGCGGCAACCCCACGAACCUACCACGCACCGAGCCACGCAUCCCCUCGUCCACAAAGUGGCAGGACAACGCCAAUCACCGGUCCAUACGACACAUUCAACCACGGAAACUGGGAUAGAAAUGGUCGGGAGAAAUCCAAGGUCAACUUCAGCCCUGUCCGUACCCUCGAACCUGAGAAACGUACUCUCCCAGCUCUACCCGGACUCAAACCACAUACAAGGGCCGAAAGCUUGCAGCCUACUCGAAUGUAUGAUUAUAAUUACGAACCCGUAAGGGAGACACGCACCUACCCACAGAUGCUUACCGCUCCUUUGGAUCCACCACCUGUUCACAAUCAGUAUACUGUCCCUACGGUUCACCAAAGAUCUGCAUCCUUUGCAUAUCAUCCGCAACAAGCAAAUCAGUACUACAGUCCCAUACAACAUCAUUCGGUUCCUUAUGCUCCUUCUCAAGAGCGCACGCCAUUUUCGAGCAAUCCCCAACACUUAAAUACAUACUCCAACGGCCAUAGUUACGGAGCGAAUGAGCCUCCCAAUGAGACAGCGCCAAGGAGAAGACGAGGAAACUUACCCAAAGAGGUCACGGAGAUCUUGCGAGAAUGGUUCCACAGUCACUUGCAUCGCCCAUACCCAACAGAGGAGGAGAAGCUUGAACUUAUGGCCCGCACUGGAUUGCAAAUAAACCAAGUUUCCAACUGGUACAUCAAUGCUCGUCGCCGUCAAUUGCCUGGCUUGAUCAGUGAUGCCAAUGCUGAAAGAGCGCGAAUGGCUGCACAGUCCAAUGUCGUUUACGGCAGAACGGACAGCAUCAGCGACGUCUGCUCGUCUGAGGGUGAAUUUGAACCCGAUUUCAAAAGACCUCGACGAGUGUCACGUUAA